CGAGCGCCGGAGGUGACCUCCGCACCGCUGGUUUCUAAGUUGCUUGGCAAGUCGAGUCCCAGGCCAACCUCUUCUCUUGGGUUGUUUCUUCGUGGUCUGGUUGCCAUGCUGGUUGCAGGUACCUGUGCACCCCACAGGCUCUGAGUUUGUGCAACUAUUUCGAGAGUCAAAAUGUGGAUUUUCGAGGCAAGAAGGUGAUCGAACUGGGCGCAGGGACGGGCAUCGUGGGAAUCUUGGCAGCGCUGCAGGCAGGUGGAGCCCCCUUGUUUGCCACGUCCUGGGGGAGAGUUUUGACCCUUCCGCUACGCCGUAGUCGGUCGCUUCACCUGUGCGUCAGCGGGCGGGAGUGAGUAAGGCUAGAGAGAUGUCGCUGCUGCGGUCACUGCGCUUGUGCCUGGACGCGCGGACCGGGGGCCUCCCGGCCGGGUCCCUUCUGCUUCAGUUGCUCCAGCCAUGGCACACCAUUCACGCAAGGUCCUGGCUGUCUUCCUCGGCCUCCAGAAAGGAUCUCCUUAUGAAACUGCGGCAGAAAACCGGCUACUCCUUUGUAAAUUGCAAGAAAGCUCUGGAAACUUGUGGCAGAGAUCUCAAACAGGCAGAGAUCUGGCUUCACAAGCAGGCCCAGAAGGAGGGCUGGAGCAAAGCUUCCAAGCUCCAUGGGAGAAAGACUAAAGAAGGCCUGAUUGGGCUGCUGCAGGAAGGAAAUACUACUGUAUUAGUAGAGGUAAACUGUGAGACAGAUUUUGUUUCCAGAAAUUUAAAAUUUCAACAGUUGGUCCAGCAAGUAGCCUUGGGAACCAUGUUACAUUGUCAGAGCCUAAAGGAUCAACUCGCCACAUACAGUAAAGGCUUCCUGAAUUCCUCUGAGCUUUCUGGACUUCCAGCUGGGCCUGACAGAGAAGGAUCUCUCAAGGAUCAUUUGGCCUUAGCAAUAGGGAAACUGGGAGAAAACAUGAUUUUGAAACGAGCUGCAUGGGUGAAGGUGCCAUCUGGGUUCUACGUUGGCUCUUACGUCCAUGGAGCAAUGCACAGUCCUUCACUCCACAACCUAGUGCUGGGAAAGUAUGGGGCCUUGGUCAUCUGUGAGACAUCUGAACAGAAAGCAAACCUUGAAGACCUUGGCCGCCGCCUUGGGCAGCAUGUGGUGGGCAUGGCCCCUCUCUCUGUUGGCUCCCUGGAUGAUGAACCUGGGGGAGAGGCAGAGACCAAGAUGCUGUCCCAGCCAUACUUGCUGGAUCCCUCCAUCACAUUGGGACAGUACGUGCAGCCCCAUGGGGUGUCUGUAGUAGACUUUGUGCGGUUUGAAUGUGGAGAAGUUGAAGAGGCAACAGAGGCUGAAUAGGUUCUAGAGACAUUUGGCCUAGGAAAAAAAGGUUUAUUUUUAGUUCUGGACAUCAAAAUAAAAAGAAUUUGCCCAAGUCUCUUCAAACCCAGAAUUUAUCAAUUGAAUUUUUAAUGAAAUUAUAUAGUUCAUGGGUAAAGUUAAUAAAUAUAUAAUAGUGUAGAAUUUUUUCCUUGUUUGCAUAAUACUAGGUUUAUUUAUUUAUUUAUUUAUUGGUAUGGGGGAUUGGACCCAG
Messenger RNA from Sciurus carolinensis (gray squirrel), 1577 nucleotides. It is a transcript of the gene Tsfm, whose product is annotated as Ts translation elongation factor, mitochondrial. Bases 365 to 1342 code for a protein of 325 amino acids. Gene Ontology annotation, biological process: mitochondrial translational elongation. Gene Ontology annotation, cellular component: mitochondrial matrix. Gene Ontology annotation, molecular function: protein binding; translation elongation factor activity. Lineage: Eukaryota; Metazoa; Chordata; Mammalia; Rodentia; Sciuridae. The record is from RefSeq and is a predicted model, not a curated record. The transcript has 8 exons.